GAUCACAGCUCACUGCAGCCUCGACCUCUUGGGCCCAAGCGAACCUCUUACCUCAGCUCCUGAGUAGCUGGGACAAGAGGUGCACGCCACCAUGCUCAGUUAAUUUUAUUUUUUGUAGAGAUAGGAUCUCACUGUGUUUCCCAGGCUGGUCUCGAACUCCUGGCCUCAAGCGAUCCUCCUGCCUCGGCCUCCCAAAAUGCUGGCUUGUGAGUGAGCCACCACGCCACGCACGGUCUCCUUUUGAAGUCGAAUUAGACAAUGUUUUACACCGUGCCAGUGAAAGCAAACUGUACUCUCUACGGCGCUAGUAGCAAAAGCAAAGAAUUAUUAACAUGCCUAAUAGGAGCCCUAAAAACUAAUCCAGGUCUGCAAAAGCCGAUCGACAACUCUGUAGUGAUUUAGAAGAGAAUUGCAAGAAAUUAACACAGAGCGUCGUAAGUGACAGGAUGGUCUGGCGACCACAUUUCCCGGCAGCCCUCGCGCAGCCAGGCCGCUUCGAGGAUUGGACUUCUCCGCAGGAGGCGGGUGACAGGGGGAGGGGAUAAGCGUGAGGUACUGUGGGUAGGAGACGGCCGUCGGCGGAGGCGCCAUUUUGUGUAGCCGCCGAACCUUGUUGGAGGUUCUGGGGCGCAGAACCGCUACUGCUGCUUCGGUCUCUCCUUGGGAAAAAAUAAAAUUUGAACCUUUUGGAGCUGUGUGCUAAAUCUUCAGUGGGACAAUGGGUUCAGACAAAAGAGUGAGUAGAACAGAGCGUAGUGGAAGAUACGGUUCCAUCAUAGACAGGGAUGACCGUGAUGAGCGUGAAUCCCGAAGCAGGCGGAGGGACUCAGAUUACAAAAGAUCUAGUGAUGAUCGGAGGGGUGAUAGAUAUGACGACUACCGAGACUAUGACAGUCCAGAGAGAGAGCGUGAAAGAAGGAACAGUGACCGAUCCGAAGAUGGCUACCAUUCAGAUGGUGACUAUGGUGAGCACGACUAUAGGCAUGACAUCAGUGACGAGAGGGAGAGCAAGACCAUCAUGCUGCGCGGCCUUCCCAUCACCAUCACAGAGAGUGAUAUUCGAGAAAUGAUGGAGUCCUUCGAAGGCCCUCAGCCUGCGGAUGUGAGGCUGAUGAAGAGGAAAACAGGUGUAAGCCGUGGUUUCGCCUUCGUGGAGUUUUAUCACUUGCAAGAUGCUACCAGCUGGAUGGAAGCCAAUCAGAAAAAGUUGGUGAUUCAAGGAAAGCACAUUGCAAUGCAUUAUAGCAAUCCCAGACCUAAGUUUGAAGAUUGGCUUUGUAACAAGUGCUGCCUUAACAAUUUCAGGAAAAGACUAAAAUGCUUCCGAUGUGGAGCAGACAAGUUUGACUCUGAACAGGAAGUGCCUCCUGGAACCACAGAGUCGGUUCAGUCUGUGGAUUACUACUGUGAUACGAUCAUUCUUCGGAACAUAGCUCCGCACACUGUGGUGGAUUCCAUCAUGACAGCACUGUCUCCUUACGCGUCUUUAGCAGUCAAUAACAUCCGCCUCAUAAAAGACAAACAGACCCAGCAGAACAGAGGCUUCGCAUUUGUGCAGCUGUCUUCUGCAAUGGAUGCUUCUCAGCUGCUUCAGAUAUUACAGAGUCUCCAUCCUCCUUUGAAAAUUGAUGGCAAAACUAUUGGGGUUGAUUUUGCAAAAAGUGCCAGAAAAGACUUGGUCCUCUCAGAUGGUAACCGCGUCAGCGCCUUCUCUGUAGCUAGUACGGCUAUUGCUGCUGCUCAGUGGUCAUCCACCCAGUCUCAAAGUGGUGAAGGAGGCAGUGUUGACUACAGUUAUCUGCAACCAGGUCAAGAUGGCUAUGCCCAAUAUGCUCAGUAUUCACAGGAUUAUCAGCAGUUUUAUCAACAACAAGCUGGAGGAUUGGAAUCUGAUGCAUCAUCUGCAUCAGGCACAGCAGUGACCACCACCUCAGCGGCUGUAGUGUCCCAGAGUCCUCAGCUGUAUAAUCAAACCUCCAAUCCACCUGGCUCUCCGACUGAGGAAGCACAGCCUAGCACUAGCACAAGUACACAGGCCCCAGCCGCUUCCCCUACUGGUGUAGUUCCUGGUACCAAAUAUGCAGUACCUGACACGUCCACUUACCAGUAUGAUGAAUCUUCAGGAUAUUACUAUGAUCCGACAACAGGGCUCUAUUAUGACCCCAACUCGCAAUACUACUAUAAUUCCUUAACCCAGCAGUACCUUUACUGGGAUGGGGAAAAAGAGACCUACGUGCCAGCUGCAGAGUCUAGCUCCCACCAGCAGACGGGCCUGCCUCCUGCAAAAGAGGGGAAAGAGAAGAAGGAGAAACCCAAGAGCAAAACAGCCCAGCAGAUUGCCAAAGACAUGGAACGCUGGGCUAAGAGUUUGAAUAAGCAGAAAGAAAACUUUAAAAAUAGCUUUCAGCCUGUCAAUUCCUUGAGGGAAGAAGAAAGGAGAGAAUCUGCUGCAGCAGACGCUGGCUUUGCUCUCUUUGAGAAGAAGGGAGCCUUAGCUGAAAGGCAGCAGCUCAUCCCAGAAUUGGUGCGAAAUGGAGAUGAGGAGAAUCCCCUCAAAAGGGGUCUGGUUGCUGCUUACAGUGGUGACAGUGACAAUGAGGAGGAGCUGGUGGAGAGACUUGAGAGUGAGGAAGAGAAGCUAGCUGACUGGAAGAAGAUGGCCUGUCUGCUCUGCCGGCGCCAGUUCCCGAACAAAGAUGCCCUAGUCAGGCACCAGCAACUCUCAGACCUUCACAAGCAAAACAUGGACAUCUACCGACGAUCCAGGCUGAGCGAGCAGGAGCUGGAAGCCUUGGAGCUAAGGGAGAGAGAGAUGAAAUACCGAGACCGAGCUGCAGAAAGACGGGAGAAGUAUGGCAUUCCAGAACCUCCAGAGCCCAAGCGCAAGAAGCAGUUUGAUGCUGGCACUGUGAAUUACGAGCAACCCACCAAAGAUGGCAUUGACCACAGUAACAUUGGCAACAAGAUGCUGCAGGCCAUGGGCUGGCGGGAAGGCUCUGGCUUGGGACGAAAGUGUCAAGGCAUUACGGCUCCCAUUGAGGCUCAAGUUCGGCUAAAGGGAGCUGGCCUAGGAGCCAAAGGCAGCGCAUAUGGUUUGUCGGGCGCCGAUUCCUACAAAGAUGCUGUCCGGAAAGCCAUGUUUGCCCGGUUCACUGAGAUGGAGUGAGAGAGAGAGAGAGAGAGAUGACAAGGAGCACAAGAAGUGGUCCAUCUCCCGAAUUCGCUGUUACCGCCUGUCUCUUUAAGGGCAUGCCUUGUGCUGUUAAUAGAUCUUAGGGUGAACCACUUCAUUCUGCAGGGUUCUCCCUCCCACCUUAAAGAAGUUCCCCUUACGUGGGUUGCCUGGUGAAUGGCCUUCCUUCCCGCCAGAGGGCUUGUGAACAGACCGGAGAGGACAGUGGAUUUUUUAUACUCCAGUGUACAUAGUGUAAUGUAGCGUGUUUACAUGUGUAGCCUAUGUUGUGGUCCAUCAGCCCCUCACAUUCCUAGGGGUUUGAAAUGCUGUAGGUGGUAUGUGACACCAAAGCCACCUCUGUCAUUUGUUGUGAUGUCUUUUCUUGGCAAAAGCCUUGUGUAUAUUUGUAUAUUACACAUUUGUACAGAAUUUUGGAAGAUUUUCAGUCUAGUUGCCAAAUCUGGCUCCUUUACAAAGAAAUACCUUGAGAAA
This is a messenger RNA of Pan troglodytes (chimpanzee), 3667 nucleotides long. It is a transcript of the gene RBM5, whose product is annotated as RNA binding motif protein 5. Gene Ontology annotation, biological process: mRNA splicing, via spliceosome. Lineage: Eukaryota; Metazoa; Chordata; Mammalia; Primates; Hominidae. Gene Ontology annotation, cellular component: nucleus. Gene Ontology annotation, molecular function: RNA binding. The transcript is spliced from 25 exons. The coding region runs from base 719 to 3166 and encodes 815 amino acids. The record is from RefSeq and is a predicted model, not a curated record.